Mesorhabditis spiculigera is the source of this 348-nucleotide messenger RNA. The record is from the annotation of a GenBank genome assembly. NCBI's taxonomy places the organism in Eukaryota, Metazoa, Nematoda, Chromadorea, Rhabditida, Rhabditidae.
AUGCCUGGGAGAUACCAGACGUCAUCCAGGAGAUUCUGGACCGGAGGAGCGGAUUGGCCAAUGGGAGAUUGUGACCUGGCGGCAAAGUUGGGCGCGACGACGAUCGUGGACCAGGAUUCUGAGGCUGCUCUGGAGAUACGGACGCUGUUUCAGCAAUAUGCUGCGCAGGAUUAUGGACCUGAAAUCGACACUAUGUACUUCCGAUGCCCACCACCGAACGACGACGUCGUGAUGAUGACCCGGCGGCAUCUUCGCCGACCCUGGCUGGGCUUGGGACGGCAUGCGGGGCGCAACGUUGUCGAUCAUCUGACAAUGUCGAUUACGAUCGUCCCAUCCGAAAUAUCAUUU